Molecule: messenger RNA, 678 nt
Organism: Camelina sativa (false flax)
Lineage: Eukaryota; Viridiplantae; Streptophyta; Magnoliopsida; Brassicales; Brassicaceae
Source: RefSeq, a predicted model, not a curated record
AUGGGAGGCUACGCAGAGGCCGGGUGGUUUGAUUUGCUUCGGGUGUGGAGGCAAGGAUCACAAGUAGCCGGUGAUGUUAGGGCCCUAGGUGCGGGUGUUCCAACAGGUGGAGUCCCGGGUGUCGACCUUGCGGCUUUGCUGGCACAGUUGAUUGAGCGGUUGCCGCUUGUGGCACCGGCUCAAGCUCGGGAGUGUGAGAAAGGCUUUGCAAACCUGAAGGAGAUGUUGACUACUGCUCCGGUGUUGGCUUUGCAUGAGCAAGAAGAACCCUAUGUGUGUAUCGAUUACAGGGGUUUGAACCGGGUCACUAUGAAGAACAAGUACCCUCUUCCGAGGAUCGAUGAGUUGUUGGAUCAGUUGAGAGGUGCUACUUGGUUCUCCAAGAUAGAUCUGGCGUCGGGUUAUCAUCAGAUCCCGAUAGAUGAGGCAGAUGUGAGGAACACUGCUUUCAAGAAGAGGUAUGGGCAUUAUGAGUUUGUGGUGAUGCCUUUUGGGUUGACUAACGCACCGGCUGCGUUUAUGAGAUUGAUGAACAGCGUGGUUCAGGAGUUUCUGGACGUGUCUGUCAUCAUUUUCAUUGACAACAUCCUGGUCUAUUCUAAGAGUCCUGAGGAGCAUUCAGUGCAUUUGAGGGCAGUUCUGGAGAAGCUGCGGGAGCAGAAGUUGUUUGCUAAGUUG